Musa acuminata AAA Group (dessert banana) is the source of this 547-nucleotide messenger RNA. Its product is annotated as large ribosomal subunit protein eL37z-like. Gene Ontology annotation, cellular component: ribosome; cytosolic large ribosomal subunit. Gene Ontology annotation, molecular function: RNA binding; structural constituent of ribosome. Gene Ontology annotation, biological process: translation. The record is from RefSeq and is a predicted model, not a curated record. The transcript is spliced from 4 exons. The coding region runs from base 152 to 379 and encodes 75 amino acids. NCBI's taxonomy places the organism in Eukaryota, Viridiplantae, Streptophyta, Magnoliopsida, Zingiberales, Musaceae.
GAUUUGGGCCAAUAGCCCACUACUUUGGUGUUCUAAGGAUGAUAGAAAUGUAAGGGACCAAUAUGUAAAUAUAACAUCUCUAUUUAUAAGCCUAACCUAUCCACCGUCUCCCUCUUCGGUCGCGGCCACGGUUUUGCGGAGGGCGACUCCAAUGGGGAAGGGAACCGGGAGCUUCGGGAAACGGAGGAACAAGACCCACACCCUCUGCGUCCGCUGCGGUCGCCGCAGCUUCCACCUCCAGAAGAGCCGCUGCGGUGCCUGCGGCUACCCUUCUAGCCGGAUCCGCAAAUAUAACUGGAGCGUCAAGGCGAUCCGGAGGAAGACGACGGGAACCGGUACUCAAGCGGCUCCUAGGAAGAAGGCCGUGGCUGACGCUUAAUUUUAAUGUGCGGGGAAGAGUGAGCUUUUCGUUUAUGAUAUUGUGCUUCUACUGCAAUAUCUAGAUAUCUGUUUUGGAUGCUGGAAAUGGGUUCUUUAGAUCUCUUUUUAUGAGAACUUCAUUGGAAAUAUUGUGUUGUGAAAUCAAAGUAUUGUCUUUGGAAUUUUA